This is a messenger RNA of Vombatus ursinus (common wombat), 1472 nucleotides long. RefSeq names its product probable N-acetyltransferase CML1. The coding region runs from base 1 to 693 and encodes 230 amino acids. Lineage: Eukaryota; Metazoa; Chordata; Mammalia; Diprotodontia; Vombatidae. The transcript has a single exon. The record is from RefSeq and is a predicted model, not a curated record. Gene Ontology annotation, molecular function: N-acetyltransferase activity.
AUGGCCUGGGUGGUUGGUGAGGCCGGGGGCUUCAUGCUCCGAGAAUUCCAGCCUGGGGACGCGGAAGCGGUGCGGGAGCUGUUCGCUGCAGGCAUGAGCGAGUACGGGCCGUUGCUGUGCACACACGUGCUGCAGCAGCCUUGGGUGAUGCUCACCCUGACCGGGACCUUCCUGCUGCUGGUGGCCAGCGCACACUCCCUGCUGCUGCCCGCGCUCGUCCUGGCACUGCUACUGGCAACCGGCCACCUGGUGCUAGUCCAAGUCUGGGCCCUCUACAUCCGGCGCUGCCUCUCCCAAGACCUGAAGGAUAUCGGGGACACCUACGCGCCGCACUGCGGUGCCCGCUUCUGGGUGGCUGAGGCCGGGGGCCAGGUAGUAGGUAUGGUGGGCGCGCGGCCAGAGGAGGGCCACGGUCCCUCCGGAGUGCUGGUGCUGAAACGCAUGGUGGUGCGCCGAGACUACCGGGGCCGCGGCGUGGGCAAAGCCCUGGGACGAGCUGUUCUGGCCUUCGCCUGCGAGCAGGGCUGCUGUGCCGUGGUGCUUGUCACGCACCGGUUGCAGCGCGAAGCCCGGAGCCUCUACCUCGGCCUCGGUUUCAGGCCAGAGGCGUCCCAACCGCUUCCCACCUUCUAUGGACGCCUGGUAGACUUUACACUCACCCGCUACCGCUACGACCUUGCCCCGGGGGACUAAGGCGCUGCAGCCUGGGGACGACCUUGAACAGGAGGGUUGUGUUUCCUGGAAAAGGGGAAAUAGAGAGCAGAGCUGGAACCCCUCCCUCUUUUGCUUCAGGGAGGGACCCAGAUCAAAACAUUAAUGAAAUUAGGAUUAACUGGCUUUGGGAUAUCAGGGGGCAGUGAGAGUGUGUGUAUGUGUGUGCGUUGUUUGCAUCCUGAACUAGUCAUUUCAACUCCCAGGGGCACAAUAUCUUGUGACUGGAUUGUACUUUGUGAUUUCUAAGGCUACUGAAAGCAAUUAAAUAACAAGUCUACUUUAUGGGGAGAACAGAUGAAGUAUAUUAUAUUGCAGAACAUUUGGUGCCUCUCACUUUUUUGGGGGGGUCAAUGUUCAAAUAAUUGUUCUGGGUUUGGGGCUAGGGGGUGCAAAUACACUUGAAAAGAGAAAGGAUGACCAGAAGAUUAAAAAACUAAAUUCUUUCUUCCUUGAGUUUUCUGAACCUCUCUAGAAUGCAUUAGCAAUACUGUCCUUUCCCACCCCCCACCCAGGCUAGAGCUUACUGUUAAUAAACUUAACCUUCUUGUUAACAUGCUUAAACUUAGAUUGAGAAAAAGAAUUUCCCUGAAAUUGUACCAGUACUUUUCAUAAGUGCUUUGCCUUCAUCCCAUACGACUUUGAUAUUAGGUAGCAACAUAGAGUGUGAUUUGAGGUGCAAAAAAGAAGUUUCCAAAUGAGCCCAUAGAAUGCCUGAAAUUCUUUCAUUGUCUUUAUGAGCACGAUUUGAAAUUCCCCAU